Acomys russatus (golden spiny mouse) is the source of this 1322-nucleotide messenger RNA. It is a transcript of the gene Dhrs13, whose product is annotated as dehydrogenase/reductase 13. Bases 82 to 1209 code for a protein of 375 amino acids. The record is from RefSeq and is a predicted model, not a curated record. NCBI's taxonomy places the organism in Eukaryota, Metazoa, Chordata, Mammalia, Rodentia, Muridae. The transcript has 5 exons.
CUAGCCUCCCGCCUGCCGCCGCCCUCAAAAGGCCAGGGCGGGAGCGACAAGGCCCGGGCGGGAGCCGGGAGCACAACCGAUAUGGAGACGCUGCUGCUGUGCGCCGGGCUGCUGCUUGGCUCCUACGUGCUUGUCUACUAUAACCUGGUGAUGGCCCCAUCGUGCCGCGGCACCGGCAGCCUGCGGGGCCGCACGGCCGUGGUCACGGGCGCCAGCAGCGGCAUCGGGAAGAUGACAGCGCUGGAGCUGGCGCGCCGGGGAGCGCGCGUGGUGCUGGCCUGCCGCAGCCGGGAGCGCGGGGAGGCGGCCGCCUUCGACCUCCGCCAGGCGAGCGGAAACAAUGAGGUCAUCUUCAUGGCCUUGGACUUGGCCAGUCUGGCCUCCGUGCAGGCCUUUGCCACUGCCUUCCUGAGCUCUGAGCCAAGGCUGGACAUCCUCAUCCACAACGCAGGCAUCAGUUCCUGUGGCCGGACUCGGGAGGCCUUUAACCUACUGUUGCGAGUAAACCAUGUUGGCCCUUUUCUGCUGACACACUUGCUGCUACCCCGCCUGAAGUCGUGUGCCCCAAGCCGUGUGGUAGUAGUGUCCUCAGCUGCCUACCGGCGUGGUCGUCUCGACUUCACACGUCUGGACUGCCCAGUGGUGGGCUGGCGCCAGGAGCUUCGGGCAUAUGCUGACAGCAAACUAGCCAAUGUGCUGUUUGCCCGGAAGCUUGCCACCCAGCUUGAGGGCACUGGUGUUACCUGCUAUGCGGCCCAUCCAGGACCUGUGAACUCGGAGCUCUUCCUACGCCACCUUCCUGGAUGGCUGUGUCCUCUCUUGCGCCCACUGGCUUGGCUAUUGCUCCGGGCACCUCAAGGGGGUGCCCAGACACCCCUGUAUUGUGCUCUGCAGGAGGGCAUUGAGCCCCUCAGUGGGAGAUAUUUUGCCAACUGCCAUGUGGAGGAGGUCUCCCCAGCUGCUAGAGAUGACCAAGCUGCCCUUAGGCUGUGGAAAGCUACCAAGAAGCUGGCAGGGCUUGGGCCUGAAGAGGAUGAUGACACCGAUGAAGAAGCCCAACCUCAGGAUCCAGGGCCCCCAUCUUCUCUGCGUGCCCCCAGCCCUGAGAAAACCACAGUUUCUGGACCUUCUCGUAGCUCUCUGGGCUCACCAGACUUACCCAAAUUGAUACAGAGAAGAUUUCAGGUGAAGGCUAAACCUACAUCCUAAGUUUCCUAAACCCCCAGGCUAGAAUGCUUUUAUAGCAACUCAGUUUCGUGCCUGGGCACUGAGGGGUUGCCGGGCUUUUACCUCGGUUGUUACUUGGGAGGACCUCUUGUUAU